Molecule: messenger RNA, 474 nt
Organism: Kuraishia capsulata CBS 1993
Lineage: Eukaryota; Fungi; Ascomycota; Pichiomycetes; Pichiales; Pichiaceae
Exons: 1
Coding region: 1-474 (157 amino acids)
Source: RefSeq, a predicted model, not a curated record
AUGUAUACACGGAUACUAACACAUUUUAUAUGCGAGCCACAGUUCCCUAUCUCACAUAGAUUAUUCCUUUUGCUGCUAGUUUACAAUUCGGGGUCUCCAAUUCAACAUGGCCUCCUUUAUGCGAUCUCCCAUCACCGAUGUUCGCCUAACUUUCAAUCCUGCUUCAAUACCACAAUCACGGAAUCACCUCUCAAGAACAUCUUUGACACAAACCUCUCCUUCAAAUUAUCACCCGAGUCGCUCCAGAACUCCUUCACUCCCUCCAACACCAUGUUGCAAUGCCUGUCGAAUGCCUUGACCUUUGCGAUCAACUUGUGGUUAUUCCUAAGACUUAUCAGAACCGUAGAUCUAUUCUUUACCGCGGUAGUCAGGAUAGACAUUGGUCCGUUAUUGAACUCGUACUCCUCGAGCUGUUCUAGCUCUGUCUGUGAGAGCUCAGACUUGACUUUGUUUAUUAGUUCGCUAAGAGGUUAG